AUGUCGUCAAUCAAUCCCAUCAUACCGGGUUUCGCACCAGAUCCGUCCGUCGUCAAAGUAGGUGGAUGGUUUUUUCUCAUCAACUCCAGCUUCCAUCUAUUUCCUGGUCUGCCCAUCUAUGCCUCGCAGGACCUCAUUUCCUGGCGACAUAUAGGAAAUGCUAUUAAUCGCCAAUCUCAACUUAGUCUGUCCAAAUCGAAGACGGAACUACACCCAUUGCCCGAGACCGGUGAAGUUCUUGUGGCCACUGGAGGCUUAUAUGCGCCCACAAUCCGAUACCAUGAUGGCACCUUUUAUGUCGUAUGCACCAAUGUGGUUCGUACAGCCACCGGCGACUCCAGGCAGAACUUCAUCAUUUCAACCAAGGAUAUCUGGGCCGACAACUGGAGCGAUCCAGUCUAUUUCGAAUUCAAUGGUAUCGACCCAAGCCUCUUCUUCGAUGACGACGGCAAAACGUACAUUCAAGGAUCCGCCGCAGCGGGUCCUUCCACCACGAUCAAUACGUUCGAGAUCGAUCUCGGCUCCGGCGGAAAGCUCUCAGAGGAGAGAACGAUAUGGUGCGGUACCGGAGGUAUCUACCCCGAGGGUCCACACCUGUAUAAGCGGAAAGGCUAUUACUAUCUGGUCAUCGCAGAAGGGGGAACUCAUGAAGGGCAUAUGGUGACGAUGGCGAGAUCAACAAACAUCUGGGGUCCAUACGAAGGGUGUCCCGACAAUCCGAUACUCACAGCACGAAACACCGACGAGUACAUCCAGUACACCGGACACUGCGAUGUUUUUCAGGACGACGGGGACCAAUGGUGGUGUACCUGUCUUGGCGUGCGGAAGGAUAAGAAUGGUCGCUAUAUCAUGGGCCGGGAGACGUUUCUGACUCGAGGGAGCUGGGAUGGAGACUGGCUCUCCCUGGAGCAGGUCAAACUAACGCCCAGUGGUCUUCUAGGCAGCGACGAGGAGACGAAGCUCCUUGCCAACCCCGGCGUCGAUCACGUCUACAUUCGCGAUGCCGAUCCGAGCAAUUAUACCCUGUCCAGUAGUACUCUUGACCAUUUGACGCUGGCUGCCUCAAAUGCCGAUCUGUCACAUCCUGAGCUCAGUCCUAGCUUUAUUGGUAAGAGACAGCGCCAAUUAGACGGGUAUAGUAGUGUUGAGCUGGAAGCUGCGCAGGCGACUGGGAGUGCGGCAAAGCUGCGUGCUGGAAUGGCCUGCUACAAGGACGAGCAUCGCUUCAUCCGAAUAUACUAUGACGCUGCAGAGCUUGCUAUCGUUGUUGAGGUAAUCAACAGGCCAAAGGAGAUUUAUCGACAGGAGCGGCAGACACUUGAGAGACUACCCAAGUCAAUAGCGUUUCGAAUGCAAUAUGCGGAGCAGGAGUAUCGGCUAUUCUACAUUGUUGGAGACGCUGCUCAGCCGGAUUGGACGUGUAUAUCGACUGUUGACACUUUGGAUCUGACUGGCCCCGAUUUUACAGGCCCAGUAAUUGGUGUCUUUGCGGUGGCAGAGGCAACAGAUACUGCGGUUCAGUUUAGGAAUCUCACUAUUUGCUAG
Molecule: messenger RNA, 1545 nt
Organism: Aspergillus pseudoviridinutans
Lineage: Eukaryota; Fungi; Ascomycota; Eurotiomycetes; Eurotiales; Aspergillaceae
Product: putative xylosidase/arabinosidase
Exons: 2
Coding region: 1-1545 (514 amino acids)
Biological process (GO): carbohydrate metabolic process
Molecular function (GO): hydrolase activity, hydrolyzing O-glycosyl compounds
Source: RefSeq, a predicted model, not a curated record